CCAUCAAGAGUGAUCAUCCUAUACAUUUAACGACUAAUCACAAAGAAAGAUUAAACUGCAUUUUGGAGAUCUCGGAUUUCUACUGAGUGAAUAGUGUUGUUCUGAAUAGUUGUGUUCUGGCUCCUAGUCCAUUCAGUGUUUGUUUGGACAGGGUGCUCAGUCGGGUUGAUCGCAUUAUGACCCUGAAGCAGGUGAUGUGGGUACUGACCCUAAAUUACCAACAAAAACCAGUCUGUGGAAAUUAGCAGCUAAUCCACCCUGAGAAGAAGACAAAAAGCUGAAGCCAACAUUAAAUGUAACACCCGUGAUCUUAGGCUCUGUAGUAUCACAGCAAAGUCAAAUUCAAACUAUUCUUUGAGGUUUAUGUGGGAAGUGUUCAUGUGAAUUCUGGAGAUGAUUCAGUAAUCCAGUUGAUAUGUGUCAUGUUUAGGUCAUGAUAGACGCACCUGCAGCAUUUGGACUAAGAGCAGAAGUUCUUGUUCAGCCGUGGAUAUGGUCAUCUCAUCAAGCAGCAGCUGCUGGCAUAUACCAUAGGCGGUGCUAAAGAUGAGCCUUGCUGCCUGAUGACAACAUAGCGCAUCAGACAUAUAAAUGUGCCAUCAGCUGUGCAGAGAUGUUGAAGAACCAGAAGAAACUUCCUGCUACUAGAAUCACCUGAAGCACAUUUUUUCAUACAGGUGGAAUAAAAGCCUAAGCUGCCCUGCCUGUUCUGCAUUCUGCAUCCUAACGCGGCACACGAACCAGCACCAUGUUCUCCAGCUCCUCCUUGACCUCCUACAGGGCUCCCAGUGUGUAUGCGGGUGCCGGGGGCUAUGGGGUGCAAGUCUCCAGAGGAAGCGUAUCUCUAGGGACCGGGUUCUCCAGUGCCGGCUCCAGAGGCGCCAGCUUCAGCUUAUCUGAUGCCAUUGAUAUCUCUGACAACAAGAAGGCCACCAUGCAAAACCUGAACAACCGCUUGGCCGCUUACCUAGACAAGGUGCACAACCUGGAGAAGGCCAAUGCUGAGCUGGAACGGAAGAUCAGGGAGUUCCUGGAGAGCAAGGCCAAACCUGUGGGGCAGGACUGGUCUUCAUACUAUGCCACCAUCAGCGCCCUUCAGCAGCAGAUUGCAGAUGCCACCCGCAUGAAUUGCACCUUCUACCUGUCGAUGGACAAUGCGAAACUGGCUGCAGAAGACUUCAAAGUCAAAUAUGAAAGUGAACUGAACAUGCGACAGGGGGUCGAGGCAGACACCAUCAGCCUGAAGAAGGUGCUGGAUGAGCUGACUCUCGCAAGAUCUGACCUCGAGAUGCAGGUUGAAGAUCUGAAGGAGGAGCUGAUCCAGCUGAAGAAGAACCAUGAGGAGGACCUGCUCAUCUUGCAGUCUCAGACGGGAGCUAAGGUCAACGUGGAGGUGGACGCGGUGCAGCAGGAGGACCUGUCCAGUGUCCUGGCUGAAAUGAGACAACACUACGAGAGUGUCACAGCCAAGAACCGCAGAGAACUGGAGAUCUGGUUCCAGACUAAAAUAGAGGAGCUCAAUAAGGAGUUCGCUGUGAGUACCGAGAUACUCCAGUCCUCACGAUCAGAGAUCACAGAGGUCAAACGUAGGCUGCAGAGUCUAGAGAUCGAACUCCAGUCUCAGCUCAGCAUGAAAGCGUCUCUUGAGGCCACGCUGGCAGAGACCCAGAGCAAGUACGCCAACAUGCUGACGAUCUACCAGAGACAAGUUGUCUCCACUGAGGAGCAGCUGGUCCAGCUGAGGGCUGAGAUGGAGCGGCAGGCCCAGGAGUACCAGCAGCUGCUGGACAUCAAGACCCGUUUGGAGGUGGAGAUCCAGGAGUACAGGAGACUGCUGGAGGGAGAGAGCAGCAGUACCGUGGAAAGCAAUACAACACGUAAAGUGUUGAUCUGAAGAGCGUC
This is a messenger RNA of Thalassophryne amazonica, 1902 nucleotides long. RefSeq names its product keratin, type I cytoskeletal 13-like. Bases 749 to 1894 code for a protein of 381 amino acids. Gene Ontology annotation, molecular function: structural molecule activity. Lineage: Eukaryota; Metazoa; Chordata; Actinopteri; Batrachoidiformes; Batrachoididae. The transcript has 10 exons. The record is from RefSeq and is a predicted model, not a curated record.